Messenger RNA from Dendronephthya gigantea, 5299 nucleotides. RefSeq lists its product as uncharacterized. Gene Ontology annotation, molecular function: guanyl-nucleotide exchange factor activity. The coding region runs from base 542 to 4954 and encodes 1470 amino acids. The record is from RefSeq and is a predicted model, not a curated record. Lineage: Eukaryota; Metazoa; Cnidaria; Anthozoa; Malacalcyonacea; Nephtheidae. The transcript has 20 exons.
UACAAUAAUUUGAAAUUUCGGGGCAACAUUUCGCGAGUUUUUCAUUCAAAGUUUAAAAUGUAAAACCCGAAUACCGCCCUACGCCCCGCGGGUACUCAAUCAAGAGACUAUAAAACCCCAAGGAUAUAUAUUGUUGACAAUAUGUCAAAGCAAAUAGGAGCAUGUUUUCAUCGAAUGUAGUUUAUGCGUGUGGUUUCUUCGGCGUCGACUGCAAUUCGACAAAAGUGAGAAGUGUUGAACAUUAGCCUUCAACAACGAUUUCGAAGAGCUUUUAAAAAGCCCAAGAAAAAUUGCGAUCAAGAUUCGUCUGAUAUUACGCUACGUCAAGGAAUCGAGCGAGUGUGAUUCCUGGCAGACAUGCGAUAGGUAUUAGCUGUCACCGGCGGUCAGAACGGGUUGUGCUGUAAGCGGAAACUAGACGAACACAUCGCUAAUGGCUACAUGUUUAUUUUUCAAUCUGCGACAUACAUAAGGAAUUGUAUCUGGAUAGCGAGCAAGCCAAGUGUUAUUAAAUGGUGGAACUAGAUGCUCCGGACUUUCAAUGUCUGUCGAAAACGAACAGGUUAUACCAGUCCAGGUGAGAUACAUCGAAGUUCAGAGUGCAACGGUCAAACGAAACAAGAAAAUCCCGUCGUUGCCACCUAAGACUCCGGAAGCACCAUGCCAGCAAAAUGGCCAAGCGACGAUGGUGCAAAACAAUGUCUGUCAAUCACCCGUAUCACCAGAGAGCAUCGAGGUAAUGUCACCAUGUGCUGGUAGCCCCACAAACCCGCUUACACCGAACAAGUUUCAAUUCGAUCCAAACUUGACCUACGCGGAAAAAGUGGCUCACGAGAUGAUUGUAACUGAGAAGAUAUAUUUGGAUAAUUUGAAACAAAUCAUUGACGGGUUUCUUGGCCCAGUUGCGAAUGAUUCUGAUCUUGACGUCAGUAAAGAGAGUAUCGAUGAUCUAUUCAUCAACGUCGAGGAAAUCUAUCAAUUCAAUUGGGUCCUGCUUCAAGAUAUGGAAAAGUGCAAUUUUGACCCAGUGAAGUUGGCUAAAUGUUUUGUCGUGAACGAAAUUGGUUUUGACAUAUACACGAAGUACUGCACUCACUACCCAAGGUCAAUGGAAGUUCUGUUGGAAUGGAAUCAGAGAGAGGACACAGCAAAUUUUAUUAAAAAACAACAAGAAUCGCUUGGUCACACACUUCCGUUGUGCUCCUUCCUGUUAAAACCGGUGCAAAGAAUUUUAAAGUACCAUCUUCUUCUCGGGAAUAUUGCCAAACAUUACAAACAGUCCGAAGAUGAAGGAGGCUACAAAAUCAUUCAGAAAGCGUUAUCUGCCAUGACAAAUGUCGCCAAACACAUCAAUGACAUGAAGAGAAAGCACGAGGAUGCUCUACACUUGCAGGAAAUACAAAGUGUUUUAAUGGACUACGAGGGUCCUAAUCUUACCUCAUUUGGAAGUAUUGUUCUUGAGGACACUUUCCGUAUUCAUGGAACAAAAACGGGAAGAUAUUUGCUUUUGUUUGAAAAAGCUUUACUUAUUACGAAGAGAAGAAGCGAUGGAACGUUUUCUUGGAAAGCGACAGUAAUGUAUUCCAACAUGAUGUUGGCAGACUCAGUAUUUAGAGAACCGCUGACGUUUCAAGUCAUACCGUUCGACGAUCGUAAAAUCUGCUACACUUUUGUGUCGAGAGACUUGGAUACAAAACAGGUUUGGUUGCUGGAACUUAAGAGACGUUUAUUGGACAGCUACGCCGCUGCAGUUCCAAUGAAGGCGAAACAAAUUAUUCUCGGAAACGGUAGAGAGGAAAACGAGAAAGAAAAUACUGAACCUGAAAGUGUGCGACGUUCGGCCACCAGGAGAGGCGAAAACCAGCAACGACAACUAGGCAAAGAAAACUCCAGUCAAUCAAGUAAGCUUAACAAGAACCUCGAUUCGGAUCGUCGCAAAUCCAAAGAACCAGAAGACACAUCAGAGGAAAAAACGAAAACCUCAAUUGAUGCAAUAAAAAGCCCACUGCGAAGAAAACUACGAGUUUUCAAGAAAAGGAAAAUCAAUAAGCUAUCGGGAAAGUCGUCGAAGAGAGUGAGUUGGUCAUCUGAUGAUAACAACGACGAAGCUUACAAGGAUCGGUUGACCGUAAAUAAACAGAGUGAAGAUCAGGAAAGGAAAGUAAGCGACAAUGAACCGUAUGAGGAAAAUGCUGAGGAAGAAAAAGACAUUGGUAAAAAGUAUCUCGACAAAAACGACAACGAAGUUUCGAUUUCAUCUCUUCUCCGGGAGGGUGAAACCAUGCUCUCGGUUACUGGCGAAGUUGAUAACCAUUUAUCGGGUCACGUCAAACUACGGUCCAGCCAGGAAGAUGUACGGGCAUCGAAAAAGCGUAGGCUCUCUAAAGAGAAGAGGGAAAAAUGUAAAUCGAUGCCUGUUGGACAGUUUCCCGUAAUUCUCGAAGGCUGUCCGACGCCUAAUAUCGACAAAAACGAGACGGGUUUAACUCGCACGCACAGUCUAUCUCGCUUAUACGAGAAAUUCCUAGAAAACGAGCUCAUCGAUUCCCCCACGGACAUAAAGGAGCUUCAGAAAUACGGUUUGGUAAACUUGGCAGAUAAGACGACCAAGACAAGUCGAUCAGGCUCCUACCAAGAAGAGCUUCUCUCCGAGGAAGGAGUCAUUCAUGGAAGCUGUGACGUAGUCCAGACGGAAAACCUCAUUCCUAAAACCGGAGAAAGCGUUCAACAAACUAUGAAACGCGUAAGCAUGGCCUUUUCCGAUAUUUCGCCGAAUUUUAGUCCGGAGAAGUCACCAGAAAGCAGCACGGAGGAUGUCACGUGCGACGAUGUAACUGAAGAUUUGACGACCGGGGAUUUGACCACGGAGGAUUUCACCACCGGCGAUUUGACCCCGGAUGAAUACACCGGCGGAGAUUCGACGCCGGAAGACUUGACGCCCGACGAAUACGCUGCCGGGGAUUUGAGCCCUGCUGAAUGCGGUACUGGCAGUCCAAUACCGGAUGAAUUGUUCAAUACAGGGGAUAUGCCCCUCGGGGAAUCGAAUGCCGGUGAGGCUGCACCACAAACAGCGUCUUGUGGCGAAAAUAACGGUUUUGUUACGGACAAAAAAGUGCUUUCGGGAUAUGACGAAUACAAAACAGGGAAUGGCGUCAACACGGACUGGAACCAAAAUGGGACAACUGAUGACCAAGAUACGAUGUACGACGAACAGAGUAAUCAGGAUACGUUUAGCGCCAUUUAUAGCGAACAAAGCAGCUACGUUGAUACCCUAUCGGAUAGUUCUGGCGACGAACAAGACGACGAAUCAUGGAAUAACAGCCUGGACGGAUCGUACCAACGUGUCUUCCGCCUUAAACGAUCGUACAGCGAGGAAAAUCUUAUCAGUAAAUACCCUUUCGAUGAAGCAAGUUCCGAGACAGGUGCCGAACCGGAAGUGACGUCAAAAAGUUACCCACACUUUGAUCACGCGUCCAGCACGCAUCAUACACCUGUCAUGCGCUGUAAAAGCGCAGACUACUCGAAGAGACCUCAGACACGCCCGUUUACGUUUUCCGUCACGCCGAAGAAAAAGAUCUUCAUAAAGGAUUCCCUUUGGCAGACUAUCAAGGAGGAUGCGGAGAAAAACGACCACGAAAUAUUUGUCGCAAGCGAUCACAACACGUUACGACGUCGGAGAAGGCGGAAAUCCUCGCACAAGAAAAAUAAAAAGAAUAAAAUACAUUCAGACGAAGGUCCCAAACAAGAUACGCAGCAGCAUAUCGUCCGGACAUGUGCUGUUCUGAACAUGGCCGAUUAUAGAAAUCCGAGAAAUAAAGAAAGCGAUAAAUCUAGGAACUCGGGAGACGCAAAACCCCCAAGGACGAAAACAGGGGGGGAUGGAAAAAAUAUCUUCGUGUCGGAUACCGAAGAAAAUGUGAAAAAUGGUAAGAAUAUGGAAGGAAAUGGCUUGAAUAAUGUAGCUUCUUCAUCGACGGAGACAGAAGACCGCAAUUCCGAUGGCAACGACGCUCACAAAGUUUCCAAUAACGACUCACGUGCGAAAAUAACCCUUGACUCGCGAAAAAAGACCUCCAAGGGGGAGAGGGAAAAAAGCAUGGUCCAUGUUGACGACAAUAUGUCGGAAAUACCGGCAACUAUCAACUAUUUAUGCAUCGAGGCGUUCCCUCCCGACCAUUCGGCGAGUGCCGACGAAGCGCCGGAGACAGGCACACGUGAUGUGAAACGAACCAAUGGGAACACCGCAUCGAGCGUAUCGAAAGUCGAGAGAUUAUCAAAGUACUUCAGCGAAGUUAACGUUGAGAAGGACACUGGAAAAUACGUGAACAAACAAGCGGAUAUUUUGCGUAAAGGUUCAAGCAGUAUUAAGAAACGAGUAGAGGAGCUCACAAGACGUGAAAGUGAAUUUCAAAGGAAAAACUCCGAGGAGAAGUUGUUCCUCGGCAACGAAUUACAUUCGCUGCAAAAUAUCCACGAUAGAAUUGGCGUGUUGAAGCUUUCGACGUCGGAGGAAAAUCAACCAAGUAGUAAAUCAAGAAUUGAACUAACCAGCUCGCUGAACCACGACAAGCCCAAUGUGCAACAGCUUCGAGACAAAAUUCAGGACAUCGAUUCGAAUCCAGCGCAGAAUUCAAGUGAAAACGCAAACGGUAAAAGGGCCUCCACGUCGCUACGUAUCCGCGAUCGAAUUCAGGAGCUCGGGCAAAACCCCGAUAAGCCAAAAGCGGACAAAAAUGUCGACGACGAUUUACGGACAUGCAAGCGACUAAAGGAGCGUAUUGAACGGCUUCAAAAGGGCGCGAGACGAGACUCGGUCGACAACGAACGGGACAUUACGAUCAGUGACGAUAAAGAAAUGAGCUAUUCACCUCGACAGAACGAAGAGCUACGAACAGUCGUAAUAAAGCGAGGCUGGGUACAGCAAUUUAUACAAAGAAUCGAGACAGGUUCGUAGUAUUUACGGUCUAGAAUGUACGAGUAUCUAAAAUUUCUAUAAUAUUCAAAAUUAACUACCCUGUACACAGACGUAGUUUAUUGUACUGACUAAUAUACAAUCUGUGCACAGGCUAAAAUUUUCAUCAAAAUAAAUAUAACAUAACAUAAAGUAUCGAUCCUCUAGCGUGUUUAUUCCAUUCAGGGGGGGGGGUGCUCUAAACUCUGCGUGAGCCGUUGAGCGUAGGCAGAAAAGCCUGCCUUGAACGCCACCAGGGCGCCAACGAACUCAAUAAACACUGGAACGACAACUGCCCAGUUGAAAGCUUAAAGAACGAUUGAAUUAUUGGCAACGGUAAUGGACGAC